AUGCCUGGAUAUUAUGCCGGUUUCCUAUUGCUCGUUCCACUAGUGGGCAUCAUCGCUUGCCUUUCCAACCUAUUCUAUAACGUCUAUCUACACCCCUUACGAUCCUGCGCCGGCCCAAAACUAUGGGCCGCAAGCAGACUUCCCUGGUGUUGGUACCAGCAUCGCGGCAUGCUGCAGUACAAGCUACUCGAGCUCCACAAGAAAUACGGUCAUGCCGUGCGAAUUGCGCCGAACGAGCUUUCCUUCACGACAGAAACAGCCUGGAGAACGAUCUACGGGCAACGGUCGGCGGAGAUGUCCAAGGAUCCUAUCUUCUCGUUGCUCACGCCCACGGGCGUGCAGAGUGCGUCCUUUCGAGUCCGAGGCAGAGGCAAUGUGUGA
Messenger RNA from Recurvomyces mirabilis, 381 nucleotides. RefSeq lists its product as uncharacterized. NCBI's taxonomy places the organism in Eukaryota, Fungi, Ascomycota, Dothideomycetes, Mycosphaerellales, Teratosphaeriaceae. The record is from RefSeq and is a predicted model, not a curated record. The transcript has 2 exons. Gene Ontology annotation, molecular function: oxidoreductase activity, acting on paired donors, with incorporation or reduction of molecular oxygen; monooxygenase activity; heme binding. The coding region runs from base 1 to 381 and encodes 126 amino acids.